AUGACCUGGAGCAUGGCUUGGCUUUUCCUGGCGCUGGCAGCCUGCAUGCAUUCCGCUGGUUUCGCAGUACGCGGCAGUCAUGUCGAGGUUGGAGCUGUCCUCGCCCAGUCGCUGCGCGAGCUGUACUUGCCGACCACGUACCCCCAGGGCGGUGUGGCGACUAACGACGCAUCCAAGUGGAUCAUACUUUCCAAGGACGUGGAUUCUGGAGAGGAUCCCGACAAGUACGCCUCUUGCUUCCUCGCUGGCAGCUCCCAGUUCCAGCAGGCUACGGGGCCGGAGAGAUGA
Messenger RNA from Colletotrichum paranaense, 288 nucleotides. RefSeq lists its product as uncharacterized. The record is from RefSeq and is a predicted model, not a curated record. The coding region runs from base 1 to 288 and encodes 95 amino acids. The transcript is spliced from 2 exons. NCBI's taxonomy places the organism in Eukaryota, Fungi, Ascomycota, Sordariomycetes, Glomerellales, Glomerellaceae.